This is a messenger RNA of Hevea brasiliensis (rubber tree), 1502 nucleotides long. RefSeq lists its product as uncharacterized. The transcript has 8 exons. The record is from RefSeq and is a predicted model, not a curated record. Lineage: Eukaryota; Viridiplantae; Streptophyta; Magnoliopsida; Malpighiales; Euphorbiaceae. Gene Ontology annotation, biological process: TRAMP-dependent tRNA surveillance pathway; exonucleolytic trimming to generate mature 3'-end of 5.8S rRNA from tricistronic rRNA transcript (SSU-rRNA, 5.8S rRNA, LSU-rRNA); U5 snRNA 3'-end processing. Bases 426 to 1289 code for a protein of 287 amino acids. Gene Ontology annotation, cellular component: cytoplasmic exosome (RNase complex); nuclear exosome (RNase complex).
GGGUUUUGGUCUUUAUCUCUUACUGACACUGCACCCAGUUCCACAAAACGCCCCUUGCCUACUCUUUUCCAGCAGCUCAACCUAACCUCACUUCACCAAAGCUUUCCCCAAUCUUCUCCUGUAGUCCAACACGCCACACAGCAAUCCCACGCACCUGUUUCGAGUCCCUUCCCCACAAGAAGAAUCGGCACAGACCCUGUUCUCCUUACUCACGGCCACCGCUCUGUCCAUAUUAGCUGAAUCAAGUCAAUCGGUCCAUCCCUCCAUUGCGCGGCCGCAACACUGAAUCUCCAUCAGGUUUGUCACUCCACCGUCAAGUCUUCUUUCAUCAACACGCUACCAGUUGAGGCAUUGCAGCUUGACUAGAUUUCCACCUCGUCACUCCCUGCUCAGAUUGUGCACUCUAUCUGGGCUUAGUGUUAGGAAUGGUAGGACUCUCAGUUGGAGAAAAGCAUUUCAUACAGGGUGGCAUUAAUCAAAAUCUCCGCUCUGAUGGUCGAAAACGAGAUACCUAUCGACCCAUUUUUGUUGAAACUGGAGUCAUCCCUCAGGCAAAUGGCUCGGCACGAAUCAGGAUGGGUGCAACAGAGGUUAUUGCUAGUGUGAAGGCUGAGCUUGGAAGGCCAAGUGCAUUGCAGCCUGACAAGGGAAAGGUUGCUAUAUUUGUCGAUUGUAGCCCAGUUGCAGAACCAACAUUUGAGGGCAGAGGCGGCGAGGACCUAUCAACAGAACUUUCAGUUGCUCUUCAGCGUUGUCUCCUAGGUGGUAAAAGUGGGGCAGGUGCUGGGAUUGAUCUAUCAUCUCUAGUAGUUGCAGAAGGAAAAAUUUGUUGGGAUCUUUAUAUUGAUGGCCUUGUUGUCAGUUCAGAUGGAAAUCUUUUAGAUGCUCUUGGUGCUGCAAUUAAGGCUGCUUUGAGCAAUACAGGGAUCCCAAGAGUCCAUGUUACAGCUGCUGCAUCAGGUGAUGAGCAACCAGAGGUUGACAUAAGUGAUGAAGAAUUUCUUCAAUUUGACACAUCGGAGAUUCCUGUUAUAGUUACCUUAACAAAGGUUGGGAGACACUAUAUUGUAGAUGCUACUUCAGAAGAGGAAUCCCAGAUGAGCUCUGCAAUUUCUGUUUCCAUAAAUAGGAAAGGGCAUAUUUGUGGGUUGACAAAACGAGGAGGUGCAGGCAUUGAUCCAAGUGUGAUUUCUGACAUGAUAUCUGUUGCACAAUAUGUAAGUGAGCAGCUGAUUAAUAAAUUGGACUCUGAAAUAUCUGCAGCAGAGGCUGAUGAAGAUGAAUCAUGACACUGCUUAUAUAACCUCAGCUAUCGUUUAAUUUAGCAAGUCUGUGUACUACUUUGUUUAAUGAGCAUUGGGAUAUGAUGAAAUAUCAGUAGAUGAAUAGAAUUAGAAGAGUAUCAUGAUUAGUUAGAUGAUACUAAUUCCUUUUUUGUUGUCAUUUAGGGAAUGAUUGCCAUUUGUUGAGCGAUGAAUGGACUAAUCUAAAGAGGUGUUUGG